Molecule: messenger RNA, 4700 nt
Organism: Cyprinodon variegatus (sheepshead minnow)
Lineage: Eukaryota; Metazoa; Chordata; Actinopteri; Cyprinodontiformes; Cyprinodontidae
Gene: ptpn9b
Product: tyrosine-protein phosphatase non-receptor type 9-like
Exons: 13
Coding region: 73-2337 (754 amino acids)
Biological process (GO): protein dephosphorylation
Molecular function (GO): protein tyrosine phosphatase activity
Source: RefSeq, a predicted model, not a curated record
AGCAUUGUUUGUCUUAGGGCGUGAACGAGCUUCCAGUGGGCGCGCCCGCUGCGACGCUGCGGAGGCUUCAAGAUGGCGGAAGCCUUGACAACUCAGGAGCAGCUGAAUGUGGAGGAGUUCCUGAGAGAAGUGAGGAGCAGAGAGCUCCCCCACAGCGCUGGGCUCGUCUCCCAGCCUACAGCCAUUAAGUUUCUUAUGGCCCGCAAGUUUGACGUCUCCAGGGCCAUCGAUUUGUUCCAAGCAUAUAAGAAUACCCGAAUCAAAGAGGGUAUCAUCAAUAUAAACCCUGACGAGGAGCCCCUCCGCUCUGAGCUGCUGAGUGGAAAAUUUACAGUUCUGCCUGGUCGAGAUGCUAAAGGUGCUGCUCUAGCGCUCUUCACUGCUCGCCUUCAUCGACCAGACGUCACCACUCACAAAGCUGUUCUGCAGGCCAUCAUCUAUCAGCUGGAUAAAGCCAUAGAAAGUGUGCAAACUCAAAGAGACGGGCUGAUAUUUAUUUAUGACAUGACAAACUCAAGUUAUGGAAAUUUUGACUAUGAGCUCUGUGUCAAGAUUCUGAAUUUGCUCAAGGGGGCAUUUCCCGCUCGAUUAAAAUGCGUCUUCAUUGUGUCCUCUCCAUUAUGGUUUCGAGCGCCGUUUGCAGUUCUCCGUCUUUUUGUCAGAGAAAAGCUGAGGGAACGGGUGUCUACAGUGAGAGCUCAUGAGUUGGUCAGUCAUAUCCCAGUCUCCUCUCUCCCUGAACAUCUUGGUGGGACGUCCCAGUACAGCCACGUGGCCUGGAUCCAGUCCUGUGUAAACUCUCAAACCAACACUGAUCAGGGGGACACACAGGAACAUGACACACAUGAUUGUGUGGGAAACCUGCUGCGCUCUUACAGUUUGGACAAUAGCAACACAAGCAUUGGUACAGUGCCUUCCCACACCCAACAGGGCACUGAACGUGCCAUAGCUAAUGACAACAAUGCUAACCCUCAGAACCACAUGGAGGGCAGGACUCGAGGCCCGGGCCAGUAUCAGCAGGGUUCCCUCUCCGCAGCAGACAAGUCCCAGGGGAACCACCAGCACUGGAAUGGUUCGGCCUUGAGCGGAGCCAACACAAACGUGAACGGCCGCAGCUGCCGAGCUCCUCCCCAGUCAGUCGCUGCCCCCAACACGCCGCCGUCGCAGAAAGCUGAUGGCGAUGCAGCAAACCCUUCCAACAGGUCUCAAAGUGAGCCCCUGAAUGAGGAGGAAGAGCUGGAAGGGGUUCCACCGCUGCCCCAGAAAGCUCUGCCUCGCCCCCCCAACCAGCCCACCUCACAAUCCCCGCCUAUGUCUUCAUCAUGGGGCCCAGAUGAGGAUGAUGAUGAUGGUCGUUACACGGAGAUAUCUGUUCACAUGCCGGACCCAGGAGGAAUGACGGUGCAUGAGCUGGUGGAGUAUGUGAAAAGAAAAAAGAAAAGAGGGAUCUAUCAGGAGUACGAGGACAUCCGGAAGGAGCCUCCAGCAGGAACCUUUGACUAUUCUAAGAAAAUGUCAAAUCAGAUAAAGAACCGGUACAGUGAUGUUCUAUGCCUGGACCAAUCACGAGUCAGGCUCUGUCAGCUCUGUGAUGAUGAAGAUGAGACAUCAGAUUACAUAAAUGCCAGUUUCAUGGAUGGGUACAAGAGAAGCAAUGCCUACAUCGCAACUCAAGGUCCGUUGCCAAAAACCUUCGCUGACUUCUGGCGAAUGGUUUGGGAGCAGAUGGUACUCAUCAUUGUCAUGACCACCAGAGUUGUAGAGCGAGGACGUGUCAAAUGUGGUCAGUACUGGCCUCUGGAGGAGGGUGGAACUGAGCAGCACGGAUAUUUCAUGGUGAAGAACACACACAUCCAGGUGUUUCAGGACUUUAAACUCUCCCAUCUCGAACUGUACAACACACAGUCUGGAGAGAAACGGGAAGUUUGUCACUACCUCUAUGUCAGUUGGCCAGAUUUUGGGGUUCCUAAAAGUGCUUCUGCUAUGUUGGACUUUCGUGAGCAUGUACUUGAGAAAAGGAAAUCUGCAGUCCAAAGCCUGGGAUCCAGUUGGAGGGGACCUCCUGGAGGCCCUCCUGUGAUAGUGCAUUGCAGUGCUGGAAUCGGACGCACAGGCACAUUCUGCACACUCGACAUCUGCCUAGCACAGCUGGAGGACGUAGGCACGGUAAAUGUUCAUCAGACAGUGCGGAGGAUGCGCACGCAGAGGGCUUUCAGCAUCCAGACCUGGGACCAGUACUAUUUUUGCUACACUGCCGUCAUAGAGUACGCCCAGCGACAUGGGAGACUGAGUCCAGUGCAGUGGUCUGACUCAGAAUUGGAGACGGACAGCGAGUGAGACACACUUGCACAGAUGGCUAGCUGAACAUGAACAGAAUUCAUAGGAAUGAAAAUCAGAGGAGCAACGUUUCUUAGUAAAGGAUGGAGGAGAUCCUUUCACCAUAAGAGAGGGAGGUAUGGAGGAUGGUGGACUCCCAACAGAUGCUCUUCCUUCACAGAAUGCAGUUGAACAGCCGGAGAAAAAAAACGCAGUGCAGUAGAGACUAUGCACUGCAUGGAAGAUGGGCAAGCUGACCUGCCAUUAUCCAAGCCCCCUUUUUAUCAAGCAAACUACAAAGGGGGCGGAGCUCAACCUGCUCCUACACACGCCCCGCUGACAACAGCGUUGUACGACUUGUAGCAUUUUUAUGUUGACUUGCACAUUAGGAAUGAUAAACUUGAACCUUUCCCCUUGAAGCCCUCCGAAUCCAAGUCUCAGUUCCUUUUUUUUAUACUUAUCUCUGCUUUUCAAACAAGUCUGGUUACAGGUGAAAUGCAGCAUGUGUGAAAAGGUGAAACUUGAAAACAUUUCUCCUCAUUUCUCCUUCUUUUUUUUUUUUUUGCUCAUUUUAAAAGAAAUGGGUUUUGGUGAAACAUUAGUUGUGACUGAUUACUCUACGAGCCAUUUAAUUCAUUUUAUUCAACCAUUUCAUAGCCAUUCUUUUCUUUUUUUUUUUUUUUUCUUUUUUCCCCAAUUACAUCAUUUUUAUAUGCGCUUCAUAUCUGUGAGUAUUUAGACUAACUUUUAAAGCCAAAGUCCUCACCUGAAUGCUUGGAUGUAUUCCUUCCUGAGAUCUUAUAGACUGAAACCUACAUAUAUUCCUCUAACAUACAUGUAUAUUUUAUUGUGCAUAAUGGCAACUAAAAUACAAGCUUAAAAUGCCAAGUUGAGUUGAAUUGUCUCAACCUUAAGUGACAACAUCUAUGUAGCAAAACUAGACUGAGAAUAAGUAGAGUUCUGGUUUUAUACACAUCUUUCUGUCCAAUCUGUCAGGUUCUAAUAUGAUAUUCCUGAUAUGCGGUUCACACAUUGAGAGGGGGCGUAUUUUGGCCUUAACACGAUUCACUGCCUGAAGCAGGGCCUUGGAGAAGGAUUUAUAUCCCUUGAACUGUUUCACAAUUUGUUCCAUAACAAAUGCAGCCUUCGCUGUUCUUUGUGGGGAUUUUGUUGGGCAGACUGGUGCAUAAUUGUGAAGUGGAAGAAAAAAAAUUAGUCAUUAGUUUUCUGUAAUUUAUCAAAUCACCUUUACUACAAUCACAGAAAGUCUUCUGGGUACUUCCUCUACCAGCUUUGCUCACGUUGAGUUUCUUGUCCGUUCUUGUCACUGCAGCUCAAGCUUAGUAAGGUCUAUUAGAAAACUUCUGCUUACAGUUGUCCUGUUAGCACAUGUGUCCACCUAGCCUGUGGAUCUCUAUUCAAAAACAUGCAUAGUUUUCCUUCCACCUUGCAAUUAUUCACUAUUUUCUGCUGAGUAAAUAAAAUUCUAUUAAACACACAAGUGUGUUGAGGUAGAAGCAAAAAAGCCUUAGUGAUAAAGUUCAGUGAGAAUAAAUACUUUAACAAAGCAUAUAGUUAUUACAAAACCACCUUUUAAACUUAUAUAUUUUUUGAGCUUUUUCCUUUGAUAAAAUAGACUUUUGAGGUGUUUUUAGUUUAAUUUUAUUUUUGCCUCAGAUAACGGUGCCUUCAUGUUUUCCUUAGUCUAAUUAUUGCUAUUAUGUUUUAACACCCAAACUAGUGCACUUGCUCUGCACAUUAAGUGUGGGGCAAAGGACGUCCAGUUUAGACACACUACUUUAGAAAAACACAAAGUAGUGUGGUAUUUAGUAGUAAAAUCUGGUUUGAGACAUGGCUAUACUUUUAUUUUUUGACCUCAGGGGGUAACUAUAUUUUCUUUAAGUGUCGAUCAGUUUCUGGGUUUGUAUCUGAUAAACUAUCAAAAGAAAAACGUCCUUUUUUUUGUAUUUUUUUUUUAAACUGUAUUUUAUUCUACUGUAUUUGUCUUUGUACUUCAAUAUCAAAAUCCGUGAAUGUUGGUACGAUGCUACAAAGAAAACAGACCAUUUAUUAUAUAAUAAGCUGAACAAAUCUCAUGGGGGAGUGAAAUGUGUAUAUAUAUUUUUUUGUUGUAGACAUAAACUUUGGUGAAAUUUGUCACUUGUCAUAUUUUCAGAACUAACAUUCAGAAGUGGUGUUUGUCCUAUUUUGGGCGGGUUCUCUUUGGGGGUGGGCUUUAUUUGGUGCGUGUGUGUUUUUAUAAAGGUAUGAACCCUUUAGUAAGGAUGACAUUACCAUCAAGUCUCAUACUCUAAGCCAAGGAUAAAGCAAAAAAAAAAAAAAGAAAAGCUGUCAUGGGGAAUAAUUUGCAAAGAAAAAAAAAA